AUGGCAGUCCAAGCAUCGGUCAUAAUCCUGCCCACCAUCGGCGAAGAACUAAACAUACCAGUCAGUCGCCAACAAUGGAUCAUUUCCGCUUACAACCUCACUUUCGGCUGCUUCCUCCUUCUAUGGGGCCGUCUAGCAGACGUGUACGGACGACGAAUGAUCUUCCUUUGGGGCUCUGCCGCCUUCACACUCACAUCCAUCAUCACACCAUUCAUCCCCAACGAAAUCGGCUUUGACAUCUUCCGCGGACUCCAGGGUCUCGCUGCCGCCGCCAUGGCACCGACUGCGCUCGGCAUACUGGCUUCUACGUUCGCGCCUGGGAAGACAAAGGACGUGGCUUUUGGCUGUUUCGGCGCCGGAGCACCGCUCGGCGGCGUCUUUGGCAACAUCUUUGGUGGUAUUGUUGGCGAGUAUCUCGACUGGCAAUGGGUUUUCUGGCUCUUUGGUAUCAUAGCUGGUAUCUCCACCGUUGCAAGUUACUUUGUCAUUCCUAUUCCGCCACAGCUCAAAGAAGAGCAGCAGCCCGUCAUGCGCAACACGGUCGACUGGCUCGGCGGCUCACUCAUCACAAUCGGGCUCGUCAUGCUCGUUUUUGCCCUCUCCGAAGGCAACGUCGUGGGCUGGCGCACUCCAUGGGUCCCUGUCCUCAUCGUCGUCGCCCUCAUUAUCAUCGUCGCAUUCGGCUUCUGGCAGCACUACCUCGAAACCAAGACGGCGAAGCGCCCGUUGAUGAAGAUGAGCAUAUUCAAAAAUGGCAAGUUUACGGCUGCGAAUGUGCUCAUGGCGCUCUUCUUUUCUAGCUUCAAUAAUUACCUCAUCUUCGCUACGUAUUGGUUCCAGGACUACCAGGGUCAUAGCGUCAUUCAGACGACGCUGAGGUUCUUGCCGAAUGGCAUCACGGGGAUAUUGGUGGCGACGAUUACGGGACAGAUCUUGUCGAGAGUGCCUGGAGAUUAUAUCCUUACUUUUAGCACCAUCUGUGUCAGCAUCUCCUCGCUGCUCUUUGCGAUUCCGAUUCCAGUCGAUACCACGUACUGGGCGUAUGGGUUUCCGGCCAUGGUGCUGUGCGUCUCGGGCGCGGACACGAUUUUUCCGGUGCUUACUUUAUUUGUGGCCAAGACGCUACCGGCUGAAGAUGCGUCGUUGGGUGGUGCGCUUAUUACUGCUGUUGGUCAAAUUGGUCGCGCUAUUGGUCUUGCGAUUGCGACGGCGGUGCAGACGGCUGUUGUGGCUAGAGAGAAGGGUCUGAGCGUGGAUCAGAUUGGUACUGAGGGACACAAGACGGAGCCUUGGGAUGAUGCGCUUAAAGUUGGGAUUAGGACGACGGCUUGGUUCAACUUUGGCAUGAGCGUUGCCACUACCUUUAUUGUCAUCUUCUUCAUUAGAGGGAUUGGGAUCAUUGGAGGAAAAGGAAAGCGAUAG
Messenger RNA from Alternaria arborescens, 1422 nucleotides. RefSeq lists its product as hypothetical. Gene Ontology annotation, molecular function: transmembrane transporter activity. The coding region runs from base 1 to 1422 and encodes 473 amino acids. The transcript has a single exon. Gene Ontology annotation, cellular component: membrane. Lineage: Eukaryota; Fungi; Ascomycota; Dothideomycetes; Pleosporales; Pleosporaceae. Gene Ontology annotation, biological process: transmembrane transport. The record is from RefSeq and is a predicted model, not a curated record.